AUAAUCCAUUUCUUUAUCAAAACAAAACAAAAUCCAAACAGAAAAAUGAACGAUAGAGAGAAAGGAGAUGACUGGGAUUUUCAUCUCCGAACACUCUCGAUCAGCGCCCGCGACUCCAAUUUAUCCGGCGACCCUGCCUCCGAUCCCUCUCUUCUCCAUUCUGUUAAAAAGCUGCAUGAACUGUGUAAGAAGGAAAAUUUCUCCGAGGAUUUGAUUGCUAGAGUUUAUCCUCAGUUUAACAGACUUUUUCAACGCUCUGUUGCUUCUCUUCCUCAGUCUAGGUCUUCUUAUGGACUUCUUUUACUGGCUAUUCUUCAAUUUUUCCUUGAUUUUGGAGAUGUAGUUCUGCACGAUGCUGAUCCUAGUUUGCGGUCUUUUUUUCGGUCAUGUUUGAGCCGUGAAUUUGCUGAUCCAGCUGUUGCAGAAGCAACUCUUGAUUUUCUAAAUGUCAAUGAGAAAAAGCUCCUGAAUUCUUUUCCCACUUUACUGCCUCAGUUCUUUCCUUUGCUGCUGAAGCUAAUCGCGUGGAAUGGAGAGAAAUUAGAAAAAUUAUUUCUGAAGAUCUUUCCUGGAAUGAUAUCAACUGGCUCAUUUCUUCCUCUAUUUCCAGCUGUAGUGGAUCUGCCAAUUUUGGUGGUAGCAUUAGAGAAGGUAGAGCGGAGCUCAGGACCACUUAUUGGAAAUAGCAUAGCCUCCAUCCAAAAGAGUGCGGCUCCAGAGAUGUUACUUGCACUCAUGGAUGAAGCUUAUACUGGUUCAGUAGGAGAUAUUGGGGCAGACUCUGAGUCUGAGGAUAGCAGCACAAUGGAUGGGGCUGAUCCUUUGUUUCUUGAGAUUCUGAAGGAUGAAAAUGAUGGGCUUGCUGAGCGGCACUGGACUUCUCCAUCAGUGGCUGCAACUCUACAGGCUGCUGUAAAUAGCCCCCAGUCUGAUAGGCUAAAGCAAGCACUUAAAAUAGCUCCCCAGCUUCUUGAUGUGUAUUUCCCUAUAGCAUCAAAUGAUGUUAAUGAUUCUAUGAUCUGCGCAUUGGUUCCUCUAUUAAUGUCCAGAAAUGAGACACUAUUUCCAGAAAAAAGAUUUUCAUAUGAGAUCCGAAAGAGACUUUUACAGUUCAUGCUUGCUGCAUUUCAGCGAUCUCCUGAAUUUAUUGCCCUUUUAAAGAAACCUAUAAUGGACAGGCUUGCGGAAGCUUAUGACAGCCCUGCAAAGACAGAACUGGCUUUACAGUUGUGCUGGGCCAUUGGGGAGCAUGGUGGUGGUGGUGAGGCUCACAAAGAUGCAGCUCGUGAGCUUUUUGAGAACUUAGAGCUACUUCUUUACGAGAACCUAUCUACUAGUCGUCUCGGCCUAAGAGAGUCAACCACGGGUCCUAAUGGUUCAAAUUCCAGAAAGAUGUCACAGUCAAGGCUCUUAUGUUUUGUUGUAACAGCUAUCACUAAGCUGGCCACAUAUCAUCGCGAGUUAAUGCCGAGAGCACGUGUAUCUUUAGGCAAGGUAGCUCGAUCUCGAAUCUCCGAUGUCAGAGUACGAAAGCGUGCUCGUGAUUAUUUGGGAUUAAUGAGUGAACCAGCUAUAUGUUUGUCUGUUUUUGGGCCUUCAAAACCUUCUCAUGGGCACAUGCAGAAUCCGGGCACUGUUAACUGGAGUGAAGGAGGAACAAAGAUGGUUGCACACAUCCCGUUUUACAUUCUUGGCGAGCAACAAGGUCCGCCUUUCCAUGAUUUUUCCCUUUCAGACAUUCUUCCAAGAAGAUGAUAGCAACUUGUGUAUAUUAAGAAAUGUAUCUCUAGAAAUUCUGCGUUUAGCUUAAUUUGACUUCUAGUUUCAGAAGUCGGUUUAUUCCCUUUGUAUUCUUUGAUUGCUACAAAAUAUGCGAGUGGAAACACAAAUAAAGUAGUUUUGUUUGCUAUGGCAAGGAGCAAAAACUGAGUGUAUAUUAUUUGUAUCCGUGAAGUUAUUAUCUAUUUAUUUAAUCUUUAGUUUUGAAA
Mercurialis annua (annual mercury) is the source of this 1988-nucleotide messenger RNA. RefSeq lists its product as uncharacterized. The record is from RefSeq and is a predicted model, not a curated record. Lineage: Eukaryota; Viridiplantae; Streptophyta; Magnoliopsida; Malpighiales; Euphorbiaceae. Gene Ontology annotation, cellular component: AP-5 adaptor complex. The transcript has 16 exons. The coding region runs from base 46 to 1755 and encodes 569 amino acids.